Brienomyrus brachyistius is the source of this 1703-nucleotide messenger RNA. Its product is annotated as sulfotransferase 2B1-like. The transcript has 6 exons. NCBI's taxonomy places the organism in Eukaryota, Metazoa, Chordata, Actinopteri, Osteoglossiformes, Mormyridae. Gene Ontology annotation, biological process: sulfation. The record is from RefSeq and is a predicted model, not a curated record. Gene Ontology annotation, molecular function: sulfotransferase activity. The coding region runs from base 209 to 1075 and encodes 288 amino acids. Gene Ontology annotation, cellular component: cytoplasm.
AUAAAAAGCUUCCCCUAAGACGCAUCUGGAGUCACUUGGGGUUGGGAGGUACGCUGUACUGAAAUUAAAGAUAGCAGUCGAGAUAAUAACCUUUGUCAAGACAGGCAAAUCGGGUAAAGGUUUCCUCAGACUGAGCUCUUUGCUAGGGGUUGAGGGCGAUCGCCGAUUCUCUCCAUAGUCAUUAGGAUCAGAUCUCUAAACAGUAGACAUGACUGAAGCGGAGCUCUAUUCGGAGUACAAAGGCGUCUACGUCCCCAAAUACCACAGCCCACCAGAGUCCCUCCAGUAUAUGGAAGGAUUUGCCUUUCGACCGGACGACAUUUUAAUCGCAACUUAUCCCAGGUCUGGCACUACCUGGAUGCAGGAGAUAGUUCCCUUGAUCAUAAGCGAGGGAGAUAUGCAGCCUGUACUCAGCAUUCCCAGCUGGGACCGAGUGCCCUGGCUGGAGGGGCAGCGUGCAAUCCUGCUGAACCUGGAGCAGAGGCCCUCUCCUCGCUAUUUUGCCACGCACCUUCAUUACUCCAUGAUGUCGGAGUCUUUCUUCAAAGUGAAGCCCAAGGUGAUUUAUGUUACGCGGAAUCCAAAAGAUGUUUUCACGUCAUCUUACCACUACUAUGGGAUGGCAUCUUACCUGGUAAACCCAGGGACAACAGAUGAGUUUUUGUCAAAGUUCUUGGAUGGAAAAGUAUUAUUUGGCUCCUGGUUUGAUCAUGUGAAGGGAUGGAUUUCUGCACAGGACCAAGACCAGACCAUGUACAUCUCAUAUGAGGAAAUGAUACUGGACCUGCAGAAGUCCGUCUCUAAAAUAUCCAGUUUCUUAGGGAAAUCCCUGAGCCAGGAAGUCACUGGGAAGAUUGCGGAUGACUGCAAGUUUCAGAACAUGAAGCAAAACAGCAUGUCGAACUAUUCUAUGGUGCCAGAGGAGUUCAUGGACCAGAAGAAAUCCGAAUUUUUGAGGAAAGGAAUUUCCGGAGACUGGAGGAAUCUUCUCACCGACACUCAAGCUGCGCAUUUCGACGCAGUUUUCAAGGAGAAAAUGGGGGAUGUCGCAUUCAAAUUUGCAUGGGAUGAUUAAGAACAGGAGAACUGGUCAACUACGCAACAUAGCACAUUAACUCUGACCAGCUGCCAUUCCUUUCUGGUAUUCUGUCCGCUGAACAGUCUGAGACUGUAAUAUUACAAUAGCUAAAUUGUUCUAUGUUAUUUAGAAAUGCACAGUAAUCAUUUCUAGUUGCAGGCAGGUAGUGCAGAUCUGUGUUGUGCUGUUGUCAUCUAUUGAAACUAAGCCAGCGAUUGAUUCACUGCAGCCUCAUACCUCCAGGACUGUGGGUUUGACUCUCAGUCCCAGAUCUGGGUGUGGGGUUUGCAUGUUCUCCACCCAUCUGUCUGGAACCUCCUUCUGUAGUCCAAAGACACACAGUUAGGUCAACUGAUGUCUCUAAAUUUCUCAUGCCAUUUGUCUACUUUUCGGACUAUAUUCUUACAAUUUUUUUGUUUCAUAUUUGAUACCAAGAGCCUAAAUCAAGCAACACAGGGCAAGAAGCAGGUGGGCACCAUGGAUGGGAUGUUAUUCUACUUACUUUUUACAUAAAUAAGCAACAUUAAAUGUUAUGUACUCCACAUUAAUGAAAUAACAUUUUUUUAAACAUGCCUUGAUGUCUUAAUUGACUUCCUCUAAAGGAUCAAUAAAGUAUAAACAAGUA